AUGAAGGUAUGGAAGCUCGCAGCCAUAGGCACCAUGGUUUUCGGCUCCAUGUUCUCCAUUUUGGUUUGUAGAGACAUGCUCAGCUGGAGCCUCAAAUCCGCUACCUUCCCUUUGUCGCUGUUCUCCAGAACUGACACCACUGACGCCUCCUCCUCCUCCUCCUCUCCCUUGUUGGCCCCGGGAUCCAGAAGAUUUCCACGGGAGCUGGGACGCCGCAGGUCGCUGAUCUCCCAGUACAGCACUUUGUUUGAGAGCUACACGGAGGGGGAAAUCCACCAACUGAUCUCCACCCUGAUUGAGCGCUACAGCCAAUCCAUGAACUCGGGAGGACACGAGCUGCCUCUCUUCGCCAAAGCCGGCAACCGGAUGAAGCGCGCCAAGGCCCGCCACAAGCCCUGCUCCCUCAAGGAGCUGGAGGUGACUAUCAGCGAGUUGGGCCUGGGCUACAAUUCGGAUGAGACCGUCCUCUUCCGCUACUGCAGCGGGACCUGCGAGUCGGCCGUGCGGAACUAUGACGUCUCCCUCAAACACGUGCGGAGCAUAAGGAAGAUCCGCAAGGAGAAGGUGCGAGCUCGUCCGUGCUGCAGACCGCUGUCGUACGACGACGACGUCUCGUUCUUGGACACGGGGAACCGAUACUACACCGUCAAUGAGGUGUCAGCCAAGGAAUGUGGCUGCGUGUGACCAGGAGGAGGAAACGCCAACGAGAAGGAAGAGAAUCUCCAUCUCCUUUGGCUGCACCCAUGGGGGGUACCAGCCAGGGUGCACCUCCAAGUAGGGAAGCGAAGGAGAGCAGACGAGAGAGAACCGGACGUGGACAACUGCUUGGAAGGUCUACCUUAAGGAUGGCGAUGGAGGCACAGGGCCAAAGGACUUACAGCUGAGGAAACGGCAUCUUUUGCAAGAUACGCCGAGCAGCCUGGGAGCAGAGGUGGCUGCGUUUGCGACCUCCCCUAAAAACUUCCACCUUCUGACCAGCGGGAUGAUGAGGUGCUGGACCGAAGGCUGCCCUUUUCGGUCUUGACCAACGUGGCAUUCUCGGCUUCUACAAGAGGAGGGGGUUUUCCCAGAACUGACAUUGUGUGGUUGGGAAGAAAAAAAAAACUAGAGCACUUCACUCGUUCCCAGCUUUUCAUGCACGAGAAAGGGGUCUCGCCUCUGGUUUUUGACAGAUUGUGUCUGCUGACAUCUUGGAGCAACCGCCGAGGGUCUCCACGGGCGAAGCCUGGGAGGUCCUCCAUUAAGUGAUUCCAUUUGGGAACCGAAGCGGGGCCUCAAUUCCUGUCUGGCAGGCCAAGAGUUUCUUUAAAAAAAAAAGAAAAAGAAAAAGAAGAAGACUUGCAGGGAAAGAGGCUAACAGGUUGUGGAAUUCUUCCCUUGCGUCAUCAAGACGAUGAUCGUAAUGUUAUAUUAAUGUACAGGU
Molecule: messenger RNA, 1423 nt
Organism: Pseudonaja textilis
Lineage: Eukaryota; Metazoa; Chordata; Lepidosauria; Squamata; Elapidae
Source: RefSeq, a predicted model, not a curated record